GCGCAGAGCCGAGAGGCCUGUGCUCCUCGGCCCACAACGCUAGGCACUCGGCGGGGGCGGGGCGGCCCCGGGCGGUGGGCCUGGGACCCUGGCCUGCGAGAGGAGUCAGCCCCCAGCUCCGGAAGGCUUUCAGGGCCCUAAACGUGGUCCUGAGCUGGAGAAGGCUGGGACCAGGGUUCCGAGUCCCAAGAUAGAAUAUGGGGGGUGCCAUGGCCGAGGCCCCUGACCCCUGCCCACCACCUCCCAGCCCCAGGAUGCUCCCCUUCGCCUCCUGCCUCCCCGGUUCACUACUGCUCUGGGCGCUGCUGCUGUUGCUCUUGGGGGCAGCGUCUCCCCAGGAUUCCGAGGAGCCGGACAGCUACACGGAAUGCACAGAUGGCUAUGAGUGGGACCCAGACAGUCAGCACUGCCGGGAUGUCAAUGAGUGUCUUACCAUCCCUGAGGCCUGCAAGGGAGAAAUGAAAUGCAUCAAUCACUACGGGGGCUACUUGUGCCUGCCCCGCUCAGCUGCUGUUAUUAAUGACCUACAUGGCGAGGGACCCCCUCCACCAGUGCCCCCUGCUCAACACCCCAACUCCUGCCCGCCAGGCUAUGAGCCCGACGAACAGGAGAGCUGUGUGGAUGUGGAUGAGUGUGCCCAAGCUUUGCAUGACUGUCGGCCCAGCCAGGAUUGCCAUAACCUUCCUGGCUCCUACCAGUGUACCUGCCCUGAUGGCUACCGCAAGAUCGGGCCUGAGUGUGUGGACAUAGACGAGUGCCGCUACCGCUAUUGUCAGCACCGCUGCGUGAACCUACCUGGCUCCUUUCGCUGCCAGUGCGAGCCGGGCUUCCAGCUGGGGCCCAACAACCGCUCCUGUGUGGAUGUGAACGAGUGUGACAUGGGGGCCCCAUGUGAGCAGCGCUGCUUCAAUUCCUAUGGGACUUUCCUGUGUCGCUGCCACCAGGGCUAUGAGCUGCACCGAGAUGGCUUCUCUUGCAGUGAUAUUGAUGAGUGCAGCUACUCCAGUUACCUGUGCCAGUACCGCUGUGUCAAUGAGCCAGGCCGCUUCUCGUGCCACUGCCCACAGGGCUACCAGCUGCUGGCCACACGCCUCUGCCAAGACAUUGAUGAGUGUGAGUCUGGAGCACAUCAGUGUUCUGAGGCCCAAACCUGUGUCAACUUCCAUGGGGGCUACCGUUGUGUGGACACCAACCGCUGUUUAGAGCCCUAUGUCCAGGUGUCAGACAACCGCUGCCUCUGUCCUGCCUCCAACCCCCUGUGUCGGGAGCAGCCUUCAUCCAUCGUGCACCGCUACAUGAGCAUCACCUCAGAGCGGAGCGUGCCAGCAGAUGUGUUCCAGAUUCAGGCGACCUCUGUCUACCCUGGUGCCUACAAUGCCUUUCAGAUUCGUGCUGGAAACUCACAAGGGGACUUCUACAUUAGGCAAAUCAACAACGUCAGCGCCAUGCUGGUCCUCGCCCGGCCAGUGACGGGCCCCCGGGAGUACGUGCUGGACCUGGAGAUGGUCACCAUGAACUCCCUCAUGAGCUACCGGGCCAGCUCUGUACUGAGACUCACCAUCUUCGUGGGGGCCUACACCUUCUGAGGGGAGGGACCUGCAGCAAGGGAGAAGGAGGAGCUACCCUCCCUGCAGCCAAGGAGCUUGGGGCUCAGGAAUGACUGUUCUGCUAAAAGGGAGAUGUUGUGAAGGGCAGAAAGAGAAAGGCAAUAAAGGGAGAAAGAAGGAGUCCUGGUGGCUGAGGUGGUGGGUAACCUCAGCCUGGAGGAGGGGCUGGGCUUAUAGGAGGCAGGCCAAGCCUACCUAGAGGGGGAUGGGGGCUCUGUGUUCAGGCUGAGGGGCUCCACUGAUGGGAGCUGGGAACUCUGUCACAGGCUUCAGUCACCCUGAGGGAGAAGAAGGUAAUAAGGCAUGCAGAUCCUGGGCCCCAGCUGAGUGUUAGAUCUGGCUGAGAAACCCUGGUCCAGACAGUAACAGAAUGCCCAGGGUUCCAGUCCUAGCUGUGUCUCAAACUAGGUAUGGAACAAGUCCUAGGUAGCUUCCUGGGCAUGUUUUCUAAUCUAUAAAAUUAGGCAACCAGUGGGUAGUUUUUCAUCUUUUCCAACUUGCAGAACCUCUUACCAAAGGAAAUUUUGUAUGGUCAGGGACCAUCUGAUUAUACAGAUUCAAAACUGCAAUGCCCCACUGACUCCAUCUCCCUAACCAGGGAACUUCAGGUCCCAAGAAGCUUGCUUUAAAAUACACUAGACAGGCUGGUGGUGUAGUUUAGUGGUAAAGUGCUUGCUUAGCACUUGGGAGGCCCUGGGUUCCACUCUCAGCACUGCAUAAGAAAAAUAAGAAAAAAAAAAAA
Ictidomys tridecemlineatus (thirteen-lined ground squirrel) is the source of this 2349-nucleotide messenger RNA. It is a transcript of the gene Efemp2, whose product is annotated as EGF-like fibulin extracellular matrix protein 2. Gene Ontology annotation, molecular function: calcium ion binding. Lineage: Eukaryota; Metazoa; Chordata; Mammalia; Rodentia; Sciuridae. The record is from RefSeq and is a predicted model, not a curated record.